Symbiodinium necroappetens is the source of this 1374-nucleotide messenger RNA. The record is from the annotation of a GenBank genome assembly. NCBI's taxonomy places the organism in Eukaryota, Dinophyceae, Suessiales, Symbiodiniaceae.
AUGUUCACGACCAACAUGCGAGCGACGCGGCCAGAAAUAUUGCGCGGCGUGCGAGCUUCUGAAGUGCUGCGUCACCUGCCGUGGGUUUGGCUGCGACGUGAUCUGACUUCUUUGUAUCCUCUCAGCCACGAAACAGCCAAGUUCGACCAGUUUUGGUCCCACAGCUGGAAGGGCGCACUCUGGGCGAAGUAUGUCAACAUCUUCUACCUUCAGACGUGCCUUCCUGCAAACAUUGUGGGGAUCAUUUCUGCAAGUGUAGCUUGCGUCCUUGUCUCAGAAGGUCUGCUGGAAGCAAGAAAAGGCUGGUGCCUACUGCUCGGAUUUGCAGGCUUUUGCGUCACCCCCCUCCUUUGGCGAUCGGGCAAGGUGGUUUUUCUGGACAUGGCCUGCAUCAACCAGAGGGACCAAGGUCUGAAGGGUGAAGCCAUCAUUUCCAUGGGUGCCUUCCUGAAGCAGUCCGAUUCCAUGCUAGUCCUGUGGGAUCCUACAUGGGUAACAAGACUGUGGUGCGUUUUCGAAAUAGCUGCCUUUCUACACAGCCGGAAUUCCGGUUGCAAGGCGGUGCUACAAAUUAUUCCUCCUUUGCUCGGUCCAGCACUCCUGGGCGGUGAGAUAUUGUUCGGCCUGGCGUGCGUUGCGUAUGCCUACAUGGAAACCUCCUUGGCAUCCUCAGACGAUUUGAGGUUUUCAGCAGUCGUCCACGUCGUCUACCACGGGGGUCUGGGCAUUCUAUGUUCAGGCUUUGUUGCGCAUGCCCUUCGAGGAUAUGCCCGCAGCGUGGAGACGCUGAAUGAGCAACUCUGCGAGUUCAAAGCUGCAGGCACAAGCAGCUCUUGCUGUGAGCAAGGCCAUGGCCCUGAAACUGAAACUACAGUUGUGUGCGAUCGUGCGAUUCUUUUCCAGUGCAUCACGCACUGGUAUGGCUCGCUUGACAAGUUCGAGUCGCAGGUGCAAUCUGAAGUGCGGACGGCCCUUAUCGACCAGCUUGCAAACAAAUCUAUGUCUUAUCAGCGCUUGUUAUUAUUUUUUACACCAUACGUCUGGAUCCGCUUUGAGUACACGGCAAGCUAUGGAGGCGAUCACAUCCGGCAGUUAGUGGAUCUCACUCAGACGUUCACAUACUGGAUGGCAGUGUAUCCCUUCAUGAACAAGCUUCUCUUCCGCUUGUGCUACCGCUUCCGAGCCCGAUGUUGCAGACUGCACUGGGACAUUCUUCUCUCGGUGGCCGUGGUGAUCACCGCUUUCUUGUAUUACAUCACCUUCUACAUCAUCCAGCUCUAUGUCUUCCAACAGAACAAGCAUGACCUUGUGCUGAGCAUGAUCUCACUGGUUUCAUGGCUGGCGGUCACAGCCAUCCUCUGGAGAAUCACAUGA